AUGAACGCAGCAGCAGCAGCAGGUGAAGGUGGCAAAGCCGCUCCCCCCAAGUUCAAGCAGAAGGAGACCAGGCAGUUCAAGAGCAAGGCUCCUAAAGCUGGACAGAAGGGGUUCGACAACGACGUCCCGGGGAUGGAGGGUCUUGGAGACUCUGCCGUGGUCUGCCCCUGGGAGGCGUUCGGUGACAUGGAGCUGAGCGACCUGGCUCAGUUUGGCAUCGUGUAG
This is a messenger RNA of Seriola dumerili (greater amberjack), 225 nucleotides long. Its product is annotated as retinal cone rhodopsin-sensitive cGMP 3',5'-cyclic phosphodiesterase subunit gamma-like. The record is from RefSeq and is a predicted model, not a curated record. NCBI's taxonomy places the organism in Eukaryota, Metazoa, Chordata, Actinopteri, Carangiformes, Carangidae. Gene Ontology annotation, cellular component: photoreceptor outer segment membrane. The transcript is spliced from 3 exons. Bases 1 to 225 code for a protein of 74 amino acids. Gene Ontology annotation, molecular function: cGMP binding; 3',5'-cyclic-nucleotide phosphodiesterase activity. Gene Ontology annotation, biological process: visual perception; positive regulation of G protein-coupled receptor signaling pathway; positive regulation of epidermal growth factor receptor signaling pathway.